CCCCGCGGCGACGCCAGGCAGCUCCUCCUCGUCUCCGCCCCGCCGGCCGCGGCCGCGGGGGACGUCAGCGCUGCCAGCGUGGAUACCGCGGCGGGCCGCGGGAGGCGGAAGUAGCACUCGGCCCGCGGAGCCUCCAUCGGCCUCCGCCGGCCGCCUCAGCCAUGGACGCGUCCCUGGAGAAGAUAGCAGACCCUACAUUAGCUGAGAUGGGAAAAAACUUGAAAGAGGCCAUGAAGAUGCUAGAGGACAGUCAGAGAAGAACAGAGGAAGAAAAUGGAAAGAAAUCAUCAGGAGAUAUUCCGGGGCCACUCCAAGGCAGUGGACAAGACAUGGUGAGCCUCCUCCAGUUAGUUCAGAACCUGAUGCACGGAGAUGAAGACGAGGAGCCCCAGAGUGCCCGAAUCCAGAAUAUUGGAGAACAAGGUCAUAUAGCUUUGCUGGGGCAUAGUCUGGGAGCUUAUAUUUCAACCCUGGACAAAGAGAAGCUUAGAAAACUUACGACCAGGAUACUUUCAGACACUACAUUAUGGCUAUGCAGAAUUUUCAGGUAUGAAAAUGGCUGCGCCUAUUUCCACGAAGAAGAAAGAGAAGGACUUGCAAAGAUCUGCAGGCUUGCUAUUCAUUCUCGUUAUGAAGACUUCGUAGUGGAUGGUUUCAAUGUGUUAUAUAAUAAAAAACCUGUCAUAUAUCUUAGCGCUGCUGCUAGGCCUGGCCUGGGCCAGUACCUUUGUAAUCAGCUCGGGUUGCCCUUCCCCUGCUUGUGUCGUGUGCCAUGUAACACCAUGUUUGGAUCCCAGCAUCAGAUGGAUGUUGCCUUCCUGGAGAAACUGAUUAAAGAUGAUAUAGAACGAGGAAAACUGCCCCUGUUGCUUGUAGCAAAUGCUGGAACCGCGGCAGUAGGGCACACGGACAAGAUCGGACGUUUAAAAGAACUCUGUGAGCAGUAUGGCAUGUGGCUUCACGUGGAGGGUGUGAAUCUGGCAACCUUGGCUCUAGGUUAUGUCUCCUCAUCAGUGCUGGCUGCGACCAAAUGUGACAGCAUGACAUUGACUCCAGGUCCAUGGCUGGGCUUGCCGGCUGUCCCUGCGGUCACCCUUUAUAAACACGACGACCCAGCCUUGACUUUAGUUGCCGGUCUUACAUCAAACAAGCCAGCGGACAAACUCCGUGCCCUGCCGCUGUGGUUGUCUUUACAGUACUUGGGGCUUGAUGGGAUUGUGGAGAGGAUUAAGCACGCCUGCCAGCUGAGUCAGCGGUUACAAGAAAGUUUGAAGAAAGUGAACCACAUCAAAAUCCUGGUGGAAGAUGAGCUCAGUUCUCCAGUUGUGGUGUUCAGGUUUUUCCAGGAAUUACCAGGCUCAGAUCCAGUGCCCAGAACCGUCUCCGUGCCCAGCGCGGCACCUUCAGCAGUCGGCCGGGAAAGACACUGCUGUGACGCCCUGAAUCGCUGGCUGGGAGAGCAGCUCAAACAGCUGGUGCCCACGAGCGGCCUCACGGUCAUGGACCUGGAAGUGGAGGGCGUGUGCAUCCGGUUCAGCCCUUUGAUGACCGCGGCAGUUUUAGGCACGCGGGGGGAGGACGUGGAUCAGCUCGCGGCCUGCGUGCAGAGCAAGCUGCCGGUCCUGACCUGCACCCUGCAGCUGCGGGAGGAGUUCAAGCAGGAGGUGACAGCCACGGCAGGUCUCCUGCACGUCGAUGACCCGAACUGGCCUGGAAUAGGAGUUGUCAGGUACGAACAUGCUAACGAUGACAAGAGCAGUUUGAAAUUAGAUCCAGAAGGGGAAAAAAUCCAUGCUGCGCUCCUGAAAAAGUUAAAUGAACUGGAAUCCGACCUUACGUUUAAAAUGGGUCCUGAGUACAAAAGCAUGAAGAGCUGCAUCUACAUUGGCAUGGCGAGUGACGAUGUGGAUAUUUCAGAACUGGUAGAGACCAUUGCGGUCACAGCCCGAGAAAUUGAGGAGAACUCACGGCUUCUAGAAAACAUGACAGAGGUGGUUCGAAAAGGGAUCCAGGAAGCCCAGGUUCAGCUGCAGAAGGCAAACGAGGAGCGGCUUCUGGAAGAGGGGGUGCUGCGACAGAUCCCCGUCGUGGGGUCCGUGCUCAAUUGGUUUUCUCCGGUACAAGCUUCACAGAAGGGAAGAACCUUUAACUUAACAGCAGGCUCCCUGGAGUCCACGGAACACACCUAUGUCUACAAGGUACAAGGCACAGGCGUCACACCCCCGCAGACCCCCUCGGGCACGCGCACGAAGCAGAGACUUCCAGGCCAGAAGCCUUUCAGGAGGUCCCUGAGAGGUUCCGACGCUCUGAGCGAGACCAGCUCGGUCAGCCACAGUGAAGACCUGGAGAAGGCGGAGCAGCUGAGCGGCGCGCCCGAGCCCGACACCCCGGAGCCCGGCAGCCCCGAGCCCCCUCCCGGCCCUCGCGCCCCGCAGGACGCCGAGCAGACGGGUGCCCUCCGGAGCGGGGCCCAGCGCCCGGAAGACGACCGUCCGCAGGUAGAAGAACCGGAGAGCUUAAGAUAAAAGUCAGUGUUGGGCUUGGAGACUGUAGUAUCGUUUCAGGGAAGAAGUUCUACUGACAAUGUGAACCGUGCCACGUGCUAACGCGCGAGAAAGGACUGUUGUUUGUGCGGAGCUGGCGUUCUUGCACACAUCUGUGCCUGAAAGCCAGACUUCUUAGAAGGGCAGUUGAUUGUCUCAUUCCAUGGGUCUGUGGAGCAACUCCUGUCGUUUCUGUCUGCCCAGCUGUAGUUCGCACCGGUUUCCCCCGUUACGUAAACACUUUGAUUCACAACACUUAGCGCUCGAGUGCCCGCCCCUGGGAGCACUCGCGGAGGCCGCUUUCGUUAGAGCGCGCUGGGCUCGCGCCACCCGGCGGCGGGGACAGCGGGCCGGGCGGGCGCUCGGUUUGGUGGGGCCGCAGCGCUCGGUGGGUGUGGAUUCGGCUCGGAGGAGACGGAUUCAGUGGGAUAGUGAGCGAGCCUGAGCCCGGGCCUCCUGUGCCCGCUGCUGCUUCCCCGGGGCUGUGGGGGCCGGGAGCCCCCCGCCGCAGGUCAUGUCUCCCUUUAUGUACUAUUUGUAAACACAUUAAAGGACUAUCUAUGAAGAGUAACUGUAAAACUCUUGACCAUAUAUAUGUAUAUUUUUAAAUAUGGGUAAAGCUUUUAAAUUGGCACAUAGGUGCAGGCUGUGCUCAUUUCUACGUUUAAUAUCUGAAAACCUGAUAGAGAUGCUCCUCUUAACCAAUGUGAACUAAGUUCCAAUUCUAGAACAAGUAGAUCUUUGACCCGGUUGACAUGGGAGCUUCUGUGGCUUCUCCCCACUAGCAACUCACCUCUUUGGGCCCAGCUCAGAAACAAGAACCAGCGACGUCCCCUCGCUCGGGCUAGGCAAGCCAGACCACUGCGGAAAUAACUAGAAGUAAGCCCUUAAUUACUGCCCGUUUCUACUUCUCCAGAAUUACCGCGUCUCUUCAUUUAUCCUAGGUAACGGCCCCUGUGCCUUCAGUCCGGCCAAGUCAGGCUAUGGCCGCCUCAAGGUAGUGGGGAUUCACACUGGGCUUGUGGACUGUCCUGUUGGAAGCCUUAGUUACACCGUAUUAAGCCUAUAAUUAGACUCUGAUUGGAUGUGAUCUCUGACAUUUGGCACUUGUCAAUAUGUAAUUUUUUUUUUUUUUUUGGUGCAGAUGAUUAGUCUUCCCUGUUUAUUUGGUGCAAUGAAGUAUAGCAGAUAAAAUGGGGAAAGGGGAAAUUAUCACCUUUAACAAGAUUAAUUUUUAAACGUUUUUAUAUAUAUUUGGAAUUGUUAAAUUGGUUUUGCUGAAACAGAAUUUCACCCUUAAGACACUCUUUGAAUGUUGGUUUCAAUAAAGGUUCUUGAAAUUGUUA
Neogale vison (American mink) is the source of this 3889-nucleotide messenger RNA. It is a transcript of the gene PDXDC1, whose product is annotated as pyridoxal dependent decarboxylase domain containing 1. Gene Ontology annotation, biological process: carboxylic acid metabolic process. Gene Ontology annotation, cellular component: intracellular membrane-bounded organelle. The coding region runs from base 162 to 2525 and encodes 787 amino acids. Gene Ontology annotation, molecular function: pyridoxal phosphate binding; carbon-carbon lyase activity. NCBI's taxonomy places the organism in Eukaryota, Metazoa, Chordata, Mammalia, Carnivora, Mustelidae. The record is from RefSeq and is a predicted model, not a curated record. The transcript is spliced from 23 exons.